UUACUGGAGGAAGUUUACUGGAGUGAAAUGGAGGCCUCAGUAAUAUUACCCAUUCUGAAGAAAAAACUAGCCUUCCUUUCAGGAGGAAAGGACAGACGAAGUGGCCUCAUUCUCACAAUUCCAUUAUGCCUGGAACAGACAAAUAUGGAUGAGCUGAGUGUCACCUUAGACUACCUACUCAGCAUUCCAAGUGAAAAGUGUAAGGCUAGAGGAUUUACCGUGAUUGUGGAUGGCAGAAAAUCCCAGUGGAAUGUGGUGAAAACAGUAGUCUUAAUGCUACAGAAUGUUGUUCCAGCUGAAGUGUCCCUUGUUUGUGUAGUAAAACCAGAUGAAUUCUGGGAUAAGAAAGUAACACAUUUUUGUUUUUGGAAAGAAAAGGAUAGACUUGGCUUUGAGGUUAUUUUAGUGUCAGCCAAUAAAUUGACUCAUCAUAUAGGACCAUGCCAGUUAACAGAAGAUUUUGGUGGGAGUCUCACCUAUGAUCACAUGGACUGGUUAAAUAAGAGGCUGGUUUUUGAGAAGUUUACAAAGGAAUCUACAUCAUUAUUAGAUGAACUUGCUCUGAUUAACAAUGUAAGUGAUAAAGGAAAUCAAGAGAAAGAAAGGUCUGUGGAUUUAAACUUUCUUCCAUCAGUUGAUCCUGAAACUGUUCUUCAGACAGGGCAUGAAUUGUUAUCCGAAUUACCGCAGCGUCGAUUUAAUGGCUCAGAUGGAGGGGUCUCAUGGUCUCCUAUGGAUGAUGAACUGCUUGCACAGCCACAGGUUAUGAAAUUAUUAGAUUUACUGCGAGAGCAAUAUACCUGCUACCAGGAAGUUUGUAGGCAACGUAGUAAGCGUACACAGUUAGAAGAGAUUCAACAGAAGGUGAUGCAGGUUGUGAACUGGCUUGAAGGGCCUGGAUCAGUACAGCUGAGAGCCCAGUGGGGGACUGGAGACUCCAUUCGGGCUUCCCAAGCCCUACAGCGGAAGCACAAAGAGAUUGAGAGCCAGCACAGUGAAUGGUUUGCAGUUUAUGUGGAACUUAAUCAGCAAAUUGCAGCACUCUUAAAUGCUGGGGAUGAGGAAGAUCUUGUGGAACUGAAGUCGCUGCAGCAACAACUUAGUGAUGUUUGUUAUCGACAGGCCAGUCAGCUGGAAUUUAGGCAGAAUCUCCUACAGGCAGCUCUUGAAUUUCAUGGUGUUGCCCAAGAUUUGUCUCAGCAGUUGGAUGGCUUGUUAGGGAUGUUGUGCGUAGAUGUAGCACCAGCUGAUGGAGCAUCGAUUCAGCAAACUUUAAAACUGCUUGAAGAGAAGCUGAAAAGUGUUGAUGUAGGAUUGCAAGGUUUGUGUGAAAAAGGUCAAGGUCUUCUGGAUCAGAUCUCCAAUCAGGCAUCCUGGGCCUAUGGAAAGGAUGUAACCAUUGAAAAUAAAGAAAAUGUGGACCACAUACAAGGAGUGAUGGAAGAUAUGCAGCUUAGGAAACAAAGAUGUGAAGACUUGGUGGAUGUGCGAAGAUUAAAGAUGCUUCAGAUGGUGCAGUUGUUUAAAUGUGAAGAAGAUGCUGCCCAGGCAGUAGAAUGGCUAAGUGAACUUCUGGAUGCUCUUCUUAAGACACACAUCAGACUGGGUGAUGAUGCUCAGGAAACGAAAGUUCUACUGGAGAAGCAUAGAAAAUUUGUUGAUGUUGCACAGAGCACUUAUGACCAUGGAAGACAGUUGCUGCAGGCCACAGUUGUGCUGUGCCAGUCUUUGCGCUGCACCUCUCAGUCGUCUGGGGAUACUCUUCCUCGACUGAACAGAGUAUGGAAACAGUUUACAAUAGCAUCUGAAGAGAGGGUACAUAGGCUGGCAAUGGCUAUUGCGUUUCACUCCAAUGCUGUAAAGAUUUUGCAAGACUGUCCAGAAGAGCCUGAAGCUAUUAAUGAUGAGGAGCAAUUUGAUGAAAUUGAGGCAGUUGGGAAAUCACUUUUAGAUAGACUAACUGUUCCUGUAGUUUAUCCCGAUGGAACUGAACAAUAUUUGGGAAUCCAAGUGACAUGGCUUCUACUGCAGAACACAUCAAAGACAGGAUGA
This is a messenger RNA of Hippopotamus amphibius kiboko, 2052 nucleotides long. RefSeq names its product SEC14 domain and spectrin repeat-containing protein 1-like. The transcript has a single exon. The coding region runs from base 28 to 2052 and encodes 674 amino acids. The record is from RefSeq and is a predicted model, not a curated record. NCBI's taxonomy places the organism in Eukaryota, Metazoa, Chordata, Mammalia, Artiodactyla, Hippopotamidae.